Hemiscyllium ocellatum (epaulette shark) is the source of this 2259-nucleotide messenger RNA. RefSeq names its product complement factor B-like. Gene Ontology annotation, molecular function: serine-type endopeptidase activity. Gene Ontology annotation, cellular component: extracellular region. Gene Ontology annotation, biological process: complement activation; proteolysis. The transcript is spliced from 18 exons. The record is from RefSeq and is a predicted model, not a curated record. Lineage: Eukaryota; Metazoa; Chordata; Chondrichthyes; Orectolobiformes; Hemiscylliidae. The coding region runs from base 1 to 2259 and encodes 752 amino acids.
AUGAAGCUGUAUCGAUUCCUCAUCUUUUGCCUUCCUUUUCUGGCAGGUGCAAAAGAAGAUGACAAUCAAGAAAAGAAUGUAACUUGUGAUCCCAAUGUCCACAUUAUUGGGGGCACACUGACGAAAUCGAAUGGUAAUGCAGUGGACAGCAUCCUGAGGUUCCAGUGUCCAGAACACACCUACCCAUACCCAGUGUCAGAGACAAAGUGUACGAGGAGCGGGCACUGGUUCAGGCUCACUUACAGACGCACCAAACCUAUAUGCAAAGAGUUUCAAUGUCCAAUGCCUGUACUCGAAGAUGGAAUGAUCAGACCACAGAACCUUUCCUAUGCUAUCGGGGAAACUGUUUAUUUCGAGUGCUAUGAUGGAUAUAAGCUUCAAGGAUCAGUUAGCAGGACCUGUAUGAAGAAUGGGCGAUGGAAUGGGACAAUAACUAGCUGUAACUCUGGAUCACAAUACUGCCCUCAUCCUGGGAUCCCGGCUGGAGGCAGGAAAUCUGGAGAGAAUUACAUGAUCGGCAGCAAGGUGGAGUAUGUCUGCAACAACCACCUGGUGCUGGUAGGGUCGAACGUGAGGCAAUGCCUGGAGUCGAGGGAGUGGAGUGGGAGAGAACCCAGCUGCCAACACAAAAACUCCUUUGACACUCCAGAAGAUGUAGCAUCAGCUUUCACAGCCUCAUUUACCAGUAUGCUGGGUAUGACUCAAACUGGAGAAGCAAAGCAGCCAGCAUCCACUGCCCGCAAAAUUACUCUCACCAAGGAUGCUCCACUUCAUAUAUACAUCCUUCUAGAUGCUUCCGAAAGUGUUGGUGAGGCCAACUUCAAUGAAGCCAAGAAUAUCAUAAAGAACCUCACUGACAAGAUUGCAAGUUUUGACAUUCAGCCCAAAUUUGGAAUUAUAUCGUAUGCAUCAGAACCAAAAGUAAUAUCUGACAUCAAUAUUAAGGAGACAGCCACAGCCGAUGAGGUCAUUUAUCAGUUAGAUAAUGAGGAAUCGGCACAGUAUGAAGUUCAUGCUGACAAGAGAGGCACCAACAUUCAUGCAGCGUUCAAGAAGGUGUUGGAAAUGAUGGUCCUCUCAAAGAUCAUUUAUAAGGAUUCCUGGAGCAAGACAAGAUUUGUCACCAUAUUAUUUACUGAUGGGAAAUCGAACAUGGGAGGGGACCCUAAGACAGCAGUCAGAGAAAUAAAGGACUUUAUUUUUGCACAAAAUAAAUCGGAAGAUUAUCUUGAUAUGUACUCCUUUGGAGUGACGGAUGGUGCCAAUAUGCUAGAACUGAACGCGCUAUCAUCUAAAAAACACGAUGAGAAACAUUGCUUUAUUCUUAAAAGCACGACAGAUCUGAUAAAAGCUUUUGAUGACAUAUUAGACUUUAAGCAAAUUGGUGAUUUGUGUGGAGUUGCUGAUGAAAAUGAAGAGAAAUCCUUUAGAUUGAGACACCCCUGGCACAUUAUCAUGGAAAUUCCGGGUAUCGGUAGUUGCAGUGGAUCCAUUGUGUCCCCUGAAUGGGUCUUGACGGCCGCUCAUUGCUUGAAAGAAGUGCAGACUAAGUUGGAUAUUGAUAAGAUUACAGUGCAAAUUGGUGAUAAGUUUAGUUUUAGCUAUGUGAAAGACGUGUAUAUACAUCCACAGUACAACCUAUCAGGGCUGCUUGAUGAGAAAAUCUCCCAGUUUUACGACUAUGAUGUGGCAUUGCUUAAGUUGAAGAAGAGAAUAGACUUUGCCGACACAAAAAGUCGAUCCAUCUGUUUACCAUGUACAAGCGAAACAACAAGAGCCAUCCGAAAACCAUUCCCAGGAACAAACUGUCGUGACCACGAAAGCGAACUGUUACCGACGACCAGAUCAGUCCCAGCAAGCUUCGUGAAGCGCGACAGGGGGAGAUCAGAGACUGAGGCAUAUGUCACGAUAAAGACGACUGAGGCUCUGAGAGAUGCCUGUGAGGCGAACGCACUCCAUGCUGAAGAGUACAAACAUGUUACUGAUGUGCAGACGGUGGUCACAGACAGAUUCCUCUGCACUGGAGGACAAGACCCUGUCGCUGAGGAGGUAUCUUGUAAAGGUGACUCGGGAGGUGCCUUAUAUAUGGAGAAAAAACGACGAUUAAUUCAGGUGGGCGUUAUAAGUUGGGGAGUUAUUAAUGUCUGUGAUACUGUGAACGCAGACAAGAAUCACGCUCGGGACUUUCACAUCAACUUAUUCAAGGUGUUGCCAUGGUUGAAAGAGAGACUUGGGAAAAUUAUGACAUUCAUAGAUUAG